CCAUCCGCGUAGUACUCGAGCAAAAUGACUGUAGCUGUCAGUUACAAUGUACAGUUUUCGUCCUGUACGUUCACCUUAAAGGUCAAUUCUCGGUUAAACAGCACUGCAUGGCUCUCAUGUGCGAUCGAAUAGACUGUACCGACUGCUCUUUAGUAGAUAUUGACGUGGAUUUAAUGUGAGGAGUGUGCUGGCUGUGGAAUAAUCUGUAAUAUUUACAGCAACUGCGGUUAAAAAAUGUCCUAAAAUCGAUGUGUUGGGAAUUAUGAGUAAACCCGGCACGACGACAGCUGGGUGUUUUUAUACAGCGACGCUGCAAACGAGCGACUUUUACUUGUUCGUCUGGCACUAAACGUUUCGGAAACCUGUGGAUUACUUUAUGAAGUGAAGCCGAAACUUUUCACGACAGUUGACACUGUGGACACUCAUUCACAUGUCAACGGUAUUCCGAUGUACGACUGUCGGAAUAAAGCUGCUUUGUUGCUAGGUUACAUCAUUCUUUAAGGUUAGCUGCUAUAUCAUUAGCUCCAGCGACCGGGGCGAACAUGUCGGCGGUCUCCGCCACCGAAAAAGUGGACGGGUUCACUCGAAGAUCCGUGAAGAAGGCGCAGAAGCAGCGGAAAUCCCCGAGCUCGUCUCGCUUUCGGAGCCACAGUACCUCGGGAGAGCUGUCAGCCUUGCCGCAACUCAGAGGUAACGUUCACGAUGCUCCUUCUACAGAGCAGCAGGAGCUGUUUGUGCAGAAGCUCCAGCAGUGCUGCGUGCUCUUUGACUUCUUCGACUCUGUCACUGAUCUGAAGAGUAAAGAGGUGAAGAGGGCCACUCUCAACGAACUGGUAGAAUAUGUUUCUACCAGCAGGGGUGUACUGGUGGAAUCCUCCUACCCUGACAUCAUUAACAUGAUCAGCACCAAUAUAUUCAGAACUCUGCCUCCGAGUGAUAACCCCGAUUUCGACCCUGAAGAAGACGAGCCCACGCUGGAGGCCUCGUGGCCACACAUGCAGCUGGUGUACGAGUUUUUCCUGCGUUUCAUAGAAAACCCGGAUUUUCAGGCGAGCACAGCCAAGCGCUACAUCGACCAGAAGUUUGUGCUGCAGCUCUUGGAGCUGUUUGACACAGAAGACCCCCGGGAGCGAGACUUCUUGAAAACCAUCCUGCAUCGCAUCUAUGGAAAAUUCUUGGGCCUGCGUGCUUUCAUCCGCAAACAAAUCAACAACAUUUUCUUACGGUUCAUCUAUGAGACCGAACAUUUCAAUGGAGUAGCUGAACUUCUGGAGAUCCUGGGCAGCAUCAUCAACGGGUUUGCAUUGCCGCUGAAGGCCGAACACAAGCAGUUCCUGAUGAAGGUGCUCAUUCCCAUGCACACUGCCAAAACCCUCGCACUCUUCCACGCACAGUUGGCGUACUGCGUGGUUCAGUUCCUGGAGAAGGAUGCCACGCUCACAGAGCCGGUGAUCCGGGGGCUUCUGAAAUUCUGGCCCAAGACCUGCAGCCAGAAAGAGGUCAUGUUCCUGGGUGAAAUCGAGGAGAUUCUGGACGUCAUUGAGCCGACACAGUUCAAGAAGAUUCAAGAGCUUCUGUUUAAACAGAUCUCCAAGUGUGUAGCUAGUCCUCAUUUUCAGGUAGCAGAGCGAUCGCUCUACUUCUGGAACAACGAGUACAUUUUGAGUCUGAUUGAGGAGAACAUAGACAAGAUCCUGCCCAUCAUGUUCAGCAGCCUGUACCGAGUCUCUAAAGAGCACUGGAACCAGACGAUUGUAGCACUGGUGUACAAUGUGUUGAAAACGCUGAUGGAGAUGAACAGCAAACUGUUUGACGAGCUCACAGCCUCCUACAAAGCCGAGAGACAACGAGAGAAGAAGAAAGAGCAGGAGAGAGAAGAGCUGUGGAAGAGGCUGGACGAGCUGAAGAUCUCCAAGAGCCAGAACAACAGCCACGGCAUUCUGAUAUCAGAGAACAGCAACAAUAACAACAACCAGUCAGAGGAGCAGAACAGCUUGGCCAUCGCCGCUACACACGGCGUCAGCACACACACACACUAUACUGACCACUCUGCCAAAUGACACAGGGACCACCUGUCAGAUUGAAACCAGCAGAGAUGUGGACGUUUCAACUGAAAAUGCGCUCUAUAGAUCUACAUAGACCAACUUUAUUGAUGAAAAUGAAAUAUUUUAGUUAUGUAAGUCUAUUUUUGGAUGUUAAGUGCAGUCAUGGUAUUUCGUAUAUAUUAAAUCUUCACUCACAGGUAGACGUGUGCCGUCAUACAUUAUUACAGUGGACAAUCCUGCCUUCCAUUCUGGAGGAGUCCGUUUUUGAGCUCUCUUCUCGCUCUAAGAUGAAUCCUGUUUUAUUCAGGAUUAGGCAGCAUUAGGAAUUAAAGAGUUAUGAAAUAUUGCAGUAUUGGGACAUCCUUUUCACACGGUCUGAUUCAGAGAUUGACGUGUGUGCGACAGCAUGUUAAUGUCACACUGAAUUAUUGACGAGUGAGCAUGCUGGUACGUACACAUGGGCCUAUAAGAACGAAAACAAAUCAGUGAUAUAACGAGAGCAGGGAUUUAAUGAAGCUAUGUGGGAUAUUUCGAAUUCUUCAGUCAAUUAAAAUCCAAAAAUGUCCUAUUAACUGUUACACUCUGCUACUGUGUAGUUAUGAUACGGUUCAGACCAGACAGAGCGGGAUGAGUGAUGUCGAUUCGUAUUGAUGCUUGUUGUAAAUUGCAGAAAUCUUUACAGAAGACUCGCGCAAGGUGUUUUCCUGAACCCGACAUUUUAAAGGAGCAGUUUGUAAUUCUCCCAAAUGCAAAAGAAAAUGUCAAUAAAAUAAAGCCUUCUCCCUCACUACAA
Messenger RNA from Hemibagrus wyckioides, 2838 nucleotides. It is a transcript of the gene ppp2r5a, whose product is annotated as protein phosphatase 2, regulatory subunit B', alpha isoform. The coding region runs from base 543 to 2060 and encodes 505 amino acids. The record is from RefSeq and is a predicted model, not a curated record. NCBI's taxonomy places the organism in Eukaryota, Metazoa, Chordata, Actinopteri, Siluriformes, Bagridae. Gene Ontology annotation, molecular function: protein phosphatase activator activity. Gene Ontology annotation, cellular component: protein phosphatase type 2A complex; cytosol; nucleus. The transcript is spliced from 13 exons. Gene Ontology annotation, biological process: protein dephosphorylation; signal transduction.